This is a messenger RNA of Mytilus californianus (California mussel), 5753 nucleotides long. RefSeq lists its product as uncharacterized. Lineage: Eukaryota; Metazoa; Mollusca; Bivalvia; Mytilida; Mytilidae. The coding region runs from base 8 to 1930 and encodes 640 amino acids. The record is from RefSeq and is a predicted model, not a curated record. The transcript is spliced from 5 exons.
UAUCAACAUGGCAUCGUCGCGAAAGCGCCGUCAUUCUCCUGUAAACUACAAACUAUUGCAUGAAAUUGGAAGAACACCUCCGUCUGUAUCAUCUGAAAGCACAGACGACGAAGCAAAUGCCGAUUUCGAGUGCGGAAGUACGUUGGGCUACAAGAAAGCCAAGGAGCGCCCUAGUACGCCAUAUCCCAAUGCCUCUGAGGGUUCUCCGUGUAAAAGAACAGAACAUACUGAUGUUGGUAGUCCGUUUAAAAAGAACGAACAGACGAAUAAAUGUAAGACGACUAAUGGUGCGAGCACUGCCACAGGAACUGAGUUUGACGAUGGCUUACCACGAUUUUAUAGUAGAUCUAGGAAUGAAAGAUUUAAUCCAGAAACAUUGUAUGACACCAAUUUUUCCGACACAGAUGAUAGUUUAGACCAAGGAAACGACAGUGAGGAUGAUUUUGUGUCAAAUUGGAUCAAUGAGUCUGACACCGAGCUCGAGACGGACAACACAGCGAUGAACGUUGAUGACAACUCGCAUGCAGAAGAAAAGGUCCAAGAACCAAGCACCACAAACAAUGCUGAUAAACUGUCAGUCAGUUCUGCAGGAACUUCAAAUGUAACAGGUAAUUCAUCAGAACAUUGGAGGACAUUGGGUAAUAGAAUUUAUGUCACAGCCUCCAAAAACCUGAGUCCAUUUAUUCAGAAAGAUCGCCUGAAGAAAGCCUCAGGACACUAUUACAAAGCUUUGAAUUUCAGCAGAACAGAAGCAGAUAAAGUGUCUGCUUCCAAAAAUCUUGGCAUGGUAUCUUGGCGAAUAGCUGAAUUGGAGGACAAACUAUCAACCAUGACAUAUUUCUUUAAAGAAGCAUUUAAAUAUUUUUCUUUCUCUUGGAGAGACUCAAUCAAUGAUGUCAAGCCACAGAGUUGGCGUGAUGGUGUAUUUGCAAAUGCAACUGCAUGUUUAGAGAGUUUUAAAUUGAAAAUAGCAGAACUAAAUAUAGAAGAAAGAUUAAAUAUUUACAAUGAUACCAUAGGAAGUGUUAAAAUUGACCAUGUUAAAUGUUACAUUUAUAUGGAAAUAGGCAAUUGUCUUUUUCAUCAAGCUGUUUAUUCUUUACAGAACAGUGACUAUAAGAAAGCUAUUUAUGUUUUAAAGGAAACAUUUUUUCCUCUAAAUGAAACCAAUAGGAUUGGAAAAGGAGUAACAGUAAUUGAGGCUGAGGCAAGAAUUUUAGAAGAGGAUGUUUUCAUGCAUUCUUGCAUGGCUGAGUCAAUACAGGCUAGAGAGAUAGGGGAUGGUUUAUUUAGGAAAGUUUUAUUAGAUGAGGAAAAGCUUAACAUGGACAUGGUGUAUGAGAUGAUUGACUGGUACAAACAAGCCAUUCUACGUACCAGAGAGGUGACGGAGGUAGAAUUGGAGGCUAUUGCACUCAGUAGGAUGGGCAGAGUAUAUGACAAAAUACUGAAGCUCAAGUACAAAGCUAAAGAGUAUCUGAUGAGGUCAAUACAGUUAGCACAUUCUAUGCAUCCAAGGACAUUCCAUGGAGAAGACUGGUUUAUGGAAUGUAGUGACACAUUAGAACGCUACCAGAAAGAAACUGUUCAAGAAGAAGAUAGCAAAUGGCAGAAAGAAAAAGAAGAACUAAUGAAGGAACUUUCAAAAGAAAUGAAGGAUAUUGAAAGAAAUGACAAGAAAGACUCAGAAGACUUUCUGAAAUUUGUAUAUAGAUGUUUUCCACCAAAAAAUCCAGAACACAAAUUGCUCGGUAUCCCACGCAAGAAAGGAAUACAUUUAGAAUCUUCACUAUUAAAAAAAAUUCUACAAAAAGCCAUAGUGCAUUUUCACCCUGAUAGGGUGAAUGCUGAUAAACAUGGAAAAGCAUGGAAAGUUAUUGCUGAAGAGAUCACUAAGUGUCUUACCAGGAGAUAUGAAUGUUUAAAGUGAUCUUUUUUAACUGUUGAUCAUAUUUUAAGGAAUGAGUUGACAGUUAUGACAGAUGAUUGAAUAAUUCACAGCAAACAGUAGAAUACGCUGUCACUUGUUGAAAAAUAUAGUUUUUUUUAUGAACUUUUGAAAGUUUUAAUAUGAUACAAGUUUUUAGUUCUUCAUCAGACAAAAGAUAUAGAAGAUAUAGUGCUUUAUGAGUUUUUAGUUCUUAUCAGACAAAAGUUAUAGUGCUGAUAUGCUUAUGUUUUACUGUUCAGAAACUUGUUUGGUUAUUUUUGUCAUUUUUAUCAUGUUUAUUUUUGUACUUUUCAAAAAAUUAUUUACAGUAUUAUGAUUAUCAUGUGUAAUAUAUUGCAUGACAUUUUUUGCAUGUUUUUUUAUAUAUCCUCACAGGUUGUCUCUAUACCUUUAUUGCUGUGGAAAUUUGAAAUAAAAAUACUUAUCUUGACUGCAGUAUCAACUGAAAGCAAGCUAGGCCACUGUCAUCCGGGAUCCUGUAAUAGGUUACUUAGUUUUAAAAUUCUGUCCAGUGGAAUAGCUGAUCAAUCAUAAAAGCUGCAUUUACUAAAAUACAAAUCAAACAGGCAAAAAGGCCUGAAGGUGUUUCUUUUGUCAAUCUGGGUUAAACUUCAGCUGAAUUUUGUUGGACCAUUAACAGAAUAUGAGAUGGGGAUGCAUUUUCUAUGUGAUUGUAAAUCGCUUUAUUGUAGUUUUUAAUGUAGAAUAGCUUGAUGUUUUACAUUGUGCACAUAGAUGGCUUAUGAUAAAGAAAUUUUUCUGAUCGACGUCACUUGUCCUUAUCCUCAUUUUCUCGAUUCAAUUUAGUCUGUGUUCAGGUUUUUGUCUUUUUUUUUGUCAGAUUAGUUUCUCAGUUAAAUUAAAUGAGGGGUCAACUUUAUUUUUUAUACAGAAUCUCAGCCAAAUAAAUGGUUUGUCAGGUACCCUUUAUCAUUUUUAUCUCUAUACUGUUUUUUAUGCAUUAUCAGCAUAUGUCCCUGCAAACUGUCUUCUCUUUUUGUGGAAUUCAUUCCUGCAAAGGGUUAAACUUCAAUACUCGUAUGAUAUUUCAGAAAUUAAGGAUGCAAUUACAUCAUGUAAAUUAAAUAUUUAAUUUCAUACUUUUUAACUUUUGUUGGGUUUUUACCUGCAUAAAACACCAGCUUGUUCAGACAGGGGCUUGGGUUCCAAGCCCAAUAUUUUAUUAAUUUAAUUGAAAAGGAUGUUUCUGAUUUUUAGGGACCAAUUUUAUUGCCACAGCAGCGUCAUGGUUUUUUUUAAAUGCCAAACAAAAAGUACAAGCUCCUCUGAUCCUUAAGUUUUGAUUCCUCGGUCAUAAAUGGGUUAUAUUGGAUAUUUUCUGUAAUUCUACUAGAAAAAAUUAAAGACAUUUUUUUUAUUUGUAAGAAAUCCCCUUUUCAUUGGUAUUUUGAUUUUUUAGCACAAUUUUUAAGCUUUAAUAUACCAUUAUACAAAUGUAUAUAAAAAAAAACUUGUAUGCCUCUGUAUUUUUUUAUAUCAUGUUUGAUUGUGAAAUGGUAAACUUAACCUAUUUAUACUAACAGAGUCAGUUUUCUUUGAAUACAUUUUUGUGAAAAAGCAUUGGUUGAAUAUUUAGUUUGAUUAUUUCCAAAUUGUUAAAGACAAUUUCUUAUACUAUACAAUUUCUUUAAUGCAUUCUCAAAUUAUCUGCUGUUUGAAUCUUUUUCUCAUUGUGUUAUAAAAAUAAAGAAAAACCCUAAUAUAUAAGAUAUCAUUAUGGAGUACUUGGUGUCAGUCUGCAUAUGGACAUAAUGGACACACAACCUCUUAAUUUUUAGUGGAAUGAACCUGGUUUUUUUUUUAACUGAUUUUAGUCUCUCUUUUUUUUUUUUAAAUUCAAUGAUAGCCAUUGCAGCAUCUUUUGGGUGUGAAAAACAUAUUUAGAUAUUGAAAGUUCUGUAAAGGACCUCCUUCAAAUCACUAAUUGAUCCAUGAGGAAAAUAAUUGUGAUUUGGUGCUUUGGAUAAUUCAUUUUACCUCUAUAUAAAAAAACCAAAUCUGACAGUUUGACCUACAUUGUAUGCCUCAUUGACCUAUUUUAAGUUUUACUUUAGGUAAUUUUGUUUAUAACUUUUAAUCAUGUUACUUACUGAAAGCAUCAUUGAAUGCAUUAAAGAUAGGCUUACAACCUCCAACAAAAAGUAACUCACUGUCCUUUAUUAACAUUUUCUAUUGAUUUAUAUUUGGUUGACCUCAGGAGUUCAUUUCUCAUACACUAGAUGUACAUUUUACUCCCUAUCGCACUGGGAAUCCAAUUUCAGUGCCAUAACUGUUGACAACCAUUAUAACAAGUAUAUGGUAAAAGCCAAAUGCCGAAUUUUACAAUCAUAGAUUUCUUGUGUUUUAUUUUCCACAAUCCUGAUGGGGAAACAGAAAUUUACUUCCUUGCCAUUGACAUUUGUUUCCUGUUGAACACUGUCAAGUAGGAUGUUUAUAAACUUUGUAUUUCUUAGGCUUCAUUUCUGAUUUUUUUAAAAGACAAUAAAAAUCAUACCUUAGCAUAGUACAUAAAAUGUUUUCAUUCAAAUUUUGAAGAAGAAAAUAACAGUGAAAUAUAAAACAUAGCCAUCAUGGCUUAUGCACUGGGAAAUUAAGUAUGAAUUUUAUUCUUUUUUUUAAAGUCAUAUUGUAGUUUUAUUUUUUAAAAGCCAACAAUUUGAUUCUAAGACCAGUACUGGCAUGCAACUGAUUUUUGGAAUUAUUUUGUAUAUAUUAUAAUGUGCAUUGAUAUAACUUUACAUACAUACAACAAGUGAGGUUACAGAAUCCUUAUGGGAAUACUUCCAGGAUUUAAAAUGACUGUGUAUGUGUAUUGUAUUAUUAACUUGUUAUUGCAUUAUUUAGAAUUAGUGUUACAUAUGAAGUUGUUUAAUAUUUUUAUUUAGAAUCAGUAUUAAAUAUGUACUUGUUUGCUAUUUCAGUCUGAUUAAAAUUAGAUCUUUCAAUUUGCUCAGAUAAAAAUGUUUGUAGCUCAUUUAAGAUCUAAAAAUUUCCGGUAAGGGGUUGUGUUUGAUGAUCUUUUAUGCAAUUUUUUAAUCAGAAAAUUAUUUCAAGUGACACACUGUCACAAAAUUUCCCACAAACUUAGAUUAACUCAUUUUUGCCUUUUUAAUGAUUAAAUGUUUUAUCAACUUCAGUUUAUAAAAUAAAUUAAACAGGAAUAAAAUGAUGAAACUUAAAUGCUUUGCUAUGUUGAUGAAUGAAUGAGGUCAGUGCAUUAAACUGGAACCAAUUCAAAAAAUAUUUAGUUUAAAACAUCUUAUUUCUGUACAAUAUUCAAAAUUCUUUUGUAAUUUACGGGAUCUUUUUUUUAUAGUCUAUUGUAAACAUUACCAAAACUUUUGUAGGGUACUAUGUGAUUAGGGGUCUGACCCCUUAUUGGAUGUUUUCAAAUCUCUCAUGAAUGACAAACAAAUCUAAUGAAACAAAGUGAAAGAUUUGACUUUAAUGAGAUUGUUGCCAUUUUUAUUUAGAAUUAGUAUUAAAUGUAGUGUUAUUUGCAGAAGUUGAGGAAGAUCCAUUUGUGUAACCUUGGUUUGCAUGUGUAUAUCCAUAUCUCAGUAACUAGAGGAUCAAUAAUCUUGUAACCUUGUUUGUAGGUACAUCUAUUGUAUCCAGCUUUGUCUUGCAAGAAGGUCAUUUGACCUGUAUUCAUGGUUAAAUGACCUUUGGAAGGUUAACAUCCAUGUUGAUGUUGGAUAAGAUUUAUGUUGGAAAGCCAUAUCUGCAACUUUAAAUUUAUUAUUUAAACUUAUGUAAAUGUGCAUUUUUUUUAGUAGAU